Gadus chalcogrammus (walleye pollock) is the source of this 1658-nucleotide messenger RNA. RefSeq names its product RAB30, member RAS oncogene family (gene rab30). The transcript has 5 exons. Gene Ontology annotation, cellular component: trans-Golgi network. Gene Ontology annotation, molecular function: GTPase activity; GTP binding. The record is from RefSeq and is a predicted model, not a curated record. NCBI's taxonomy places the organism in Eukaryota, Metazoa, Chordata, Actinopteri, Gadiformes, Gadidae. Gene Ontology annotation, biological process: Rab protein signal transduction. Bases 196 to 807 code for a protein of 203 amino acids.
GACUGAUGACAUCAUUGGAAACGCAGUCCUCGCUCUCUGACUUCGGAGAAGCUGCAGAUGAUGAGGGAUACGCCAAGCCCAGCUGUAGCCGAGCCUUCUUUCAUGUUUUCACCGAUGCAUACCAAGUAACGUUACAAUUGGGGAGUGUCCCCCUUGUUUUGCCCCUAUCCCUCUUCCACCCACCGCCCAGCCAAGAUGAGCAUGGAAGACUAUGAUUACCUGUUCAAGAUCGUCCUGAUCGGGAACGCCGGCGUCGGAAAGACAUGCCUCGUCCGACGCUUCACUCAGGGUCUCUUCCCUCCGGGCCAAGGUGCCACCAUCGGAGUGGACUUCAUGAUUAAGACGGUCGAGAUCAAGGGGCAGAAGGUGAAGCUGCAGAUCUGGGACACGGCGGGCCAGGAGCGGUUUCGCUCCAUCACGCAGAGCUACUACCGCAGCGCCAACGCUCUCAUCCUGACCUACGACAUCACCUGCGAGGACUCCUUCCGUUGCCUCCCCGAAUGGCUGAAGGAGAUCGAGCAGUACGCCAACAGCCAGGUGGUGACCAUACUCGUCGGGAACAAGAUCGACCUGUCUGAGAAGCGGGAGGUGCAUAGACACCGGGCGCAGGACUUUGCCGAGUCCCAGAGCAUGGUGUACCUGGAGACCUCGGCCAAGGAGUCGGACAACGUGGAGAAGCUCUUCCUCGACCUGGCCUGCGAGCUGAUCCGGGAGGCCAAGCAGAACAAGCUGGACAACAGUGAUGCCGCGCCCAUGCUGGGCGAAGGCAAGAACAUCAGCUACCUGAGCUGCUGCAGCAUCAACUAGCAGCCCCAGUACAGCCCUCCUCAGGGGGUCGGCUGGAGGACAACAUGGUCUGCCAUGGAGCAGUCAAAACACGCCCACCAACAAACAACCCCUCCCCCCUCCCCUUGGGGGCGAGAUGAGGCUUGAAGCAUCUAGGUGUUAUUCUAUCGCUAUUAAAAUCCCACCCUGCCUUUUCUAGAACCUCCAAAUUCUACCAGGGAUUGCUGGUGGUCUUCGAUUGGCCAGCCCGGGAACCAAUCUGUUAUGGUUUCCUCGUUGGGGAAACAAAUUGAGUGGCGGCCAUUUUGGAUAACAACAAUGUGUCUUGAACUGCAACAGGAUGCAAAAACUUCAGGAUAAUUUGGGGUUUCUCCGCAUGAUGCUUCGAAGGUUUCAUGGUUGGACAAGGUUUACAGACGUUCUGUGCGUGUGCAUGUGUGUGUGUGUGUGUGUGUUUGUGAGUGUGUGUGUAUGUGUUUGUGUGUGUGUGUGUGUGUGUGUGUGUGUGUGGUGUAGGACGAUUCUCUGGUGCUGCGGCUGAAAUACAGCACCUCUCUACUGUAGUUCAGAACCAAUCGCAAUGUUCACCAGCAGUGUUAUGAGUGCUAAACGCAGGGGAAAGUAUCAUGUGGUUGAAGUGUUUUGAUGGGGGAUGGUUUUAAACUGGGACGGCCAUCAGUUUAUUCUGACCUUCCAGUCCUUGGCUGUGACAUGUCAAGCAAGAUUGGGAUUCAAAAAGCGAACGUUAAACCUACGCUACUUAACCUUUUCCACUGUAGCCAACAUCUUUUGUUCAACGUUAUUUUAGAUUAUGAGCAUCGGAAAGAAAAAACGAAACCAACCAAGGAUUUUCUUCUCGCUAAAUUAAUGUG